GCCUCGCUCAUCGCGAGAGGCACACGCGGCGCAGCUGCGCUCUCGACGACUCGGCGCUCCCUCCCGCAGCACCGCCACGCGCGCACGUCGCAGCAGCAGCUCGGCCGACGGAUUGCGCAUCUAAAACGACGCGCACAUCGACACGUCCGUGUGUGUUGGGGGCUCCGUUGUGGUCGAGACAGCAAAUGGGUGAGGAGGAGGAGGUUGGUAGGAGCACGGUGGAGAGGUUCUCCAGCCCCGGCAAGGGGAGAGGGCUCCGUGCUGCUCGCGGCAGCUUCUCACGGGGCGACCUGCUGUUCGUUGCUCAUCCGUUCAGUGCCACCGUCGCCGACGAUGAACGGGGAAGAUUCUGCGACAAUUGCUUCGCCAGGAAGGAAAAGCUGUCUCACUGUGGGAAGUGUAAGCAGGCGUAUUACUGCAAUGCACAGUGCCAGCGAGCCGAUUGGCCAUCACACAAGCUGGACUGCGACGGGCUGCGGCAGAUGGGCCCACAGUGGGCACCUGGGGAGGCAGUGAGGCUGGUUGCCCGGAUUCUCACCAAGCAAAAGAUGACUAAAGAGACGUGCGCAUCGGAGGAGUUGUUGCGGGUCGAGGAGAUGGAGUCACAUACCGAGGAGCUGGAUAACGAGCAGAGGGAGGCCAUCGGGCAGGAGAUCACGGCGCUGCACCACUACUACUCGCGACAGCUGCAAAUACCCGGCAACGAGGAGAUGGUGGAGAUGUUUUGCAAGGUGAGAUGCAACGGAUUCACAGUGGAGGAUGAAGAGCUCCACCACAUCGGGGCUGCGCUGUACCCGAGCCUCGCUCUGCUCAACCACAGCUGUGACCACAACUGCGUGGUGACGUUCAGAGGCAGCACUGCCCAAGUGAGAGCUCUGCGGGAUAUCGGGCAAGGGGAGGAGCUGUCCAUCAGCUACAUUGACCUGCUGUACCCGACGGAGGAUCGCAACGAGCGUCUGCGGGAGAUGUACUUCUUCACCUGCCACUGCUGCCACUGCCAGAGCCACCACCUGGACGACGAGAAGCUGGCGAUCCGCAAGCUCAGCGAUCCGCCGAGCCCCGAGUCCGUGCGCGAGGCGAUUAAAUACUCCAAGUUCAUGAUGGGAGAAUUCCGCGCAGCCAAGCGCUCCAAGACUGGCACGGAGCUGCUCGAGAUGUGCGAGCAGUGCCUGGAGAAGCAGCGCAGCGUCCUGUCGGAGAGCAACGUGUACCUGCUCCACAUGGCCUACCAGGCCAUGGGCGUCUGUCUCUUCGUCGAGCAGUGGGAGAGGGCACUGGACUACGGCCUGCAGGUCAUCAAGCCGUACUGUAAACUGUACCCACGUCUCUCGCUGAACGUGGCCUCGUUAUGGCUCAAGAUUGCCCAACUUCAGAGCAACCUGGAUCACACAAGUGCAGCAGCCAAGUCCUUCAGCAAGGCUCUGGCGAUAAUGGAAGUCACCCAUGGCAAAGAUCAUCCAUUCAUCGAGGAGCUGAGAACAGCCGUGAAAUCCAAGAAGAGCAACACUUCAUAGCACUAUCAUCUUCUUCACUAUCAUCGUUGCGCAAUUAUCAGAGCUGGGGAGAUUUGACUACCUUUUUUGGUCGAUUUCAUAAAAAUGGCGGCCACUCUCACAUGGUGCCUCUCGAAAGCUGGAAACCCCCAACAAGCCACGCCCAGCGAGACGCGGCUGACGAUGGCAUCACCAGUGGAAGCCCAUCAUCUCCCAUGCAGCAACACGUGAUAACAGUUUGUUCCGCCCCCCCCCCCCCAAACUAUUUCGGAGCUAUUCGAGGAAUCUAAUAAUUCUAAUUCAUCACACCAAUAUACGGUAGCAUAAUAAAUUACUCAAACAUAUAUCCUAAGCUCUAUUAUUAAUCCUAAGAUAAUUGCUUUACAUGGCAGUUGCAUGUAUAGUUUCCUCAUGGUAUUUUGAUGUAGAAGUGAUCGAGCUAUGUUUGGCAAGUGGAAGGUAAUGGACUAAUCGCACCUCCGAUUAGCACGGUUGGCGACACACGCUGCAAAAUAAGUUCGACGUACAUACCAUUAAUCUAAUUCAACUCCAUUGUUUUGAACUGGGUGUUUAAUCGAAGCAUUGCCAUGCUCCUUCCGAUUGAGGUCCUGCUGUGGGAAGCAUUCAUCUCACGUAACUGGUGCAUUCCUUGUUCUUUUUAAAAACACAGACAUGUCCAAUGUGCAACUUUCAUAUUUCAUCAGUGCAUUUAUACAGAAGUGUAUGGGUGCAUCAAUUUUGAGAUUUCCCACAGGAAAACAAAUGUUUUGCUCAUAUCACCGAAUUUACAAAGGAUAGUUUGUGGAUUAAAUUCUUGCCAGCUCGUCGAAUAAACAUUGAUAUUUUAAAA
Messenger RNA from Lethenteron reissneri (Far Eastern brook lamprey), 2343 nucleotides. It is a transcript of the gene SMYD2, whose product is annotated as SET and MYND domain containing 2. Gene Ontology annotation, cellular component: nucleus. Gene Ontology annotation, molecular function: protein binding. The record is from RefSeq and is a predicted model, not a curated record. Lineage: Eukaryota; Metazoa; Chordata; Hyperoartia; Petromyzontiformes; Petromyzontidae.